Molecule: messenger RNA, 555 nt
Organism: Elephantulus edwardii (Cape elephant shrew)
Lineage: Eukaryota; Metazoa; Chordata; Mammalia; Macroscelidea; Macroscelididae
Product: sorting nexin-5-like
Exons: 2
Coding region: 1-555 (184 amino acids)
Biological process (GO): pinocytosis
Cellular component (GO): endosome
Molecular function (GO): dynactin binding; phosphatidylinositol binding
Source: RefSeq, a predicted model, not a curated record
AUGGUCUGCAUGUGGCCUGUCAAUGGGUCGGGCAGCCCUGAGCAACAGGCAGGGGAUGUUGCAGAUGACUAUAUUCAUACUUCAGCCUCCCUACAUAGCCUGGCUUUAGAAGAGCCCACAGUCAUCAAAAAGUACCUUUUGAAGGUUGCUGAGCUGUUUGAGAAACUUAGAAAAAUAGAAAACCGAGUCUCAUCAGAUGAAGAUUUAAAGCUGACUGAACUUCUCCGAUACUACAUGCUCAACAUAGAGGCUGCAAAGGAUCUCUUAUAUAGACGUGCCAAAGCCCUCAUAGACUAUGAGAACUCAAGCAAAGCUUUGGAUAAGGCCCGGUUAAAAAGCAAAGAUGUCAGGUUGGCAGAGGCACACCAGCAGGAAUGCGGCCAGAAAUUUGAACAGCUUUCUGAAUCUGCAAAAGAAGAAUUGAUCAGUCUCAAACGGAAACGAGUGGCUGCAUUUCGGAAGAAUCUAAUAGAAAUGUCUGAACUAGAAAUAAAGCAUGCCAAGAACAAUGUUUCUCUCUUACAAAGCUGUAUUGACCUGUUCAAGAACAACUGA